CGCCCUGGAGUGCCAUUCGGUCGCUGUGAAACUGGAUCGACCCUCGAGAGCUCCUCGAGUAACUACUCGAGGCGUCUUCUACAAAGAGUCUAUCUUGCUGGCUAUCGAGGAGGAGUUCCGCCCUGCUCGUCCAACCCGUUCAUAUGGGUGCAGCUUUGAUUACCCCUCGGUCAGCCUCCGCACCCCAUGACAGUGGUCCAGUGACGUCACGGAAUAUUCAGUGGCACAGUUACAACAAGUGGCGGCCCUCGAUAAAGAACGGAAUACCCCAUGGAAACUGUAUCCACCAAUGGGGCACCGGCACCCCCGACCAGCCGACGAAUCGCGGCGACUCCUUACCGAUGAGGCGGAGGGGUUGAAAGCUUAAGAACACCGGAACCCGAGAUCUGCUCGACAUUGCCAGUCUCGUCUCUUCGAUAAGUGUUUCGCCAAUCCGCAACCCUAAGCUGCCCCCUCGUCGACACUUUCUCGAGGAAGAAAAAGCAGUCAUGAGUGGAUCCGGAAAGGGCCUCCUCGGGAUGUGGCUCUACAGAAGGGGGGAGGAGUGGGCCAUCAAAGAGGGCAGUCCGAUUCAUAAACCGCGGGACGUAAGUUGAUGAUACCAAUUGUGCGCUCGUUUUUCGUGAAUGUCAAAAUCGGAGGAACUCGAAUUUUUCCCCCUUUUUGAGAUCCCCAUGGUGGAGAAAGAUCCGACCAGCGACGACAAGAAUUCCGUGGUAUUCUCAUUGAAGAACCAAGUAGGCGGAUUGGCGAGAGCUCUUCAGGUGUUCCAAGACCUCGGCGUAAACGUCAUCCACAUCGAAUCCCGAAAAUCCGCCAGGCGAGGAUCCGAAUACGAAAUCCUCGUAGACGUGGAGUGCGACUCCAGAAGAAUGGAACAGCUUGUCAGAAUGUUAAGUCGGGAAGUGGCGGCCAUUAAUCUGGCCCAAUACGAACAAUCAGGAAACGUCCCGCGGCCGCCGCCAUUGUCCGCAGCGCCCAGUUUCGAUUUUACCGAGGCCAACAUGACGUGGUUCCCGCGAAAAAUUUCAGACCUCGAUCAAGCUCAGAAAGUGCUGAUGUACGGCUCGGAAUUGGAUGCCGAUCAUCCUGGAUUCAAGGAUCCAGUGUACCGCAAACGUCGCGAGCAAUUCGCCGACAUCGCCAAUAAUUACAGGCACGGUCAGCCCAUUCCAAGGAUUCAGUAUACGCAGGAGGAAAUAAAAACGUGGGGAACAGUAUUUCGCGAAUUGCACCAGCUGUACCUGAAGCACGCCUGCAAGGAGUACUUGGAAAAUUGGCCGAAACUCGUCAAGUAUUGCGAGUACAGGGAGGACAAUAUUCCCCAGCUCCAGGACGUGAAUGGCUUUUUAAAACGAAUGACGGGCUUCCAACUGCGACCCGUAGCUGGUUAUUUAUCGCCCAGGGACUUUUUGGCAGGACUUGCAUUCCGGGUAUUUCAUUGCACCCAAUACAUACGACACUCGUCCGACCCGUUCUACACUCCUGAACCGGACUGUUGCCACGAGCUUUUGGGACAUAUGCCGCUUUUAGCUAAUCCGAGCUUCGCGCAGUUCUCCCAAGAGCUCGGACUUGCAUCCCUCGGUGCAUCCGACGAGGACAUCGACAAAUUAGCGACGUUGUAUUUCUUCACCGUUGAAUUCGGCCUGUGCAAGCAAGAUGGGGAUUUUCGCGUAUACGGAGCUGGACUCCUGUCAUCGGUGGCGGAAUUGAGGCACGCGGUGUCCUGCUCCGAGAAGAUCAUCAGAUUCGAGCCGGAAGUCACCUGCAAACAGGAGUGCAUUAUUACUGCAUUCCAAAACGCGUAUUACUACACUGACAGCAUCGAAGAGGCGAAAGAGAAGAUGCGGGCCUUUGCCAACCAGAUUCAACGACCUUUCGGCUUGCGUUACAAUCCUUACACCCAAUCCGUGGAGGUAUUGACGGAUGCCCAAAAGAUCACCGCUUUGGUCAGCGAAUUGCGCGGCGACCUCUGCAUCGUAUCGAACGCCUUGAAGAAGAUCCACGAGCAAGACGAGAGCGUGGACGUCGAGAGGAUAACCAGUCUAUUGACUCGAGGAAUCGAUAUACCGCAGGAUACUUCUUCCUCCGAGAGCGAAGACAACGAUAAGAGUCCGAAUGUAGAAGACGAUCCGAGAAUUCCCCGCCAUCUGGAAGAGGAAGGUGAAUGCGGAUACAGGCCUGACCCUAACGUGAUAACGAGACAACGUUAAUAUCGCUAGUAUUAUUAAUGUUGUUCCGCUCAUGUAUAGCAAACUUACUAGUUAUGUAUGUUCGUAAGGAGUCACCCGACUCCAUCGAAUCUGUAAAUUAACGUAGCGCGGAAAAGUAGAAGUUCGGUGUUAAUUCGUGUCCUUCGCCGCAGUUAGGUAGUAUAAAGUCAACGGUGGUUCGAAAUAAUUAUUAACAGGGAUAGGAAUAUAGCUGAACGAGGAUUUAAUUGUAGUACCAAGAAGAGUAAUACAUUACAAAUG
This is a messenger RNA of Orussus abietinus, 2474 nucleotides long. It is a transcript of the gene Trhn, whose product is annotated as tryptophan 5-hydroxylase 1. The coding region runs from base 627 to 2213 and encodes 528 amino acids. The record is from RefSeq and is a predicted model, not a curated record. Gene Ontology annotation, biological process: aromatic amino acid metabolic process; serotonin biosynthetic process. Gene Ontology annotation, cellular component: neuron projection. Gene Ontology annotation, molecular function: iron ion binding; tryptophan 5-monooxygenase activity. NCBI's taxonomy places the organism in Eukaryota, Metazoa, Arthropoda, Insecta, Hymenoptera, Orussidae. The transcript is spliced from 13 exons.